This is a messenger RNA of Beauveria bassiana ARSEF 2860, 1848 nucleotides long. RefSeq names its product C6 transcription factor. Gene Ontology annotation, cellular component: nucleus. Gene Ontology annotation, biological process: positive regulation of transcription by RNA polymerase II. The transcript has a single exon. NCBI's taxonomy places the organism in Eukaryota, Fungi, Ascomycota, Sordariomycetes, Hypocreales, Cordycipitaceae. The coding region runs from base 1 to 1848 and encodes 615 amino acids. Gene Ontology annotation, molecular function: zinc ion binding; DNA-binding transcription factor activity, RNA polymerase II-specific; transcription cis-regulatory region binding. The record is from RefSeq and is a predicted model, not a curated record.
AUGUCUGCCAUCAGGAACCUGUUAUCGGGCAAGGUGCGCUCGCAGUCGGGCUGCUAUACCUGCCGGCUGCGGCGCAAGAAGUGCGACGAGAAGCGCCCCGUGUGUGACGGCUGCGCGGCCCUCGAGAUCACCUGCUUUUACGGCGAGCAAAAGCCCGACUGGAUGGACGGCGGCCCCAAGCAGCGUGCCAUGGCCGAGACGAUCAAAGCACAGGUCAAGAAGCAGGCCGGUCAGCGUCGCGAUCGCAAGUACCUUGAGAUGCUCGAAAAUGGCACCCGCAUGGUCAAUCUCAACGAUGAGCCUGCACACGGCCACUCGAGCGACACGGCCGUCUUCUCGUCCGAGAGUGAUCGCGCCUUGGAAACGUCGCCCAGUGCCAUCAGCGCCGCCACCACCGGCCCAUCGCCCGACAUGCCCUGGCACCACCAGCUCAUGGGUUCUGGCGGCUCACAGAAGAGCAACUACGACUCGGCGCAGGAUACGCAUCUGAUCAUGAACUACGUCGAUUUUGUCUUUCCCUACCUGUUUCCCCACUAUCAGCCACCGAUCCUCGUCGGCGGUCGCGGCUGGGUUCUCGACGCUUUCCUCCACGGCAGCCGAUCCAUCUACUACACAGCCAUUUCGUUGUCAUCAUGGUUCUUUGGCGUCCUCCUCGCGGGCGGCGAGGAGGAGCACGCGGGCUGCACCGAUAGGAUGGCCCAGCAGCUGCACUGCCAGAUGGGUAUCGGCCUCCAGGAGCUGCAGAAGAACAUUUACGCCAUCAGCGCCAAACGGGACAACUUUGACAUUCGCGAGGGUCUCUCCGUGAUGCAAAGCGUGAUCCAGAUGCUCAUCUUUGAAGUCACGACCGCCAAUAAGGAAAAUUGGAAAAUGCACCUCGACGCUGCCAUUGCGCUGUUUGUCAAGAUUCUGCCACAGCCCGAACAGUGGACGGAGAAGCUAAACGGGUUGUGGACACCGAAAUGGCCGCCUCCAGAGAUGGGUAUCCGGCGUCCGUGGAGCACCGACCAGGCCGCGCUGCGGUUCUUUGGUGCUAACCUGCUCUACAUUGAUGUCAUGUCGAGCAUCACCAUGUCGAAACGCCCCCGUCUGGCUGGCUAUCACGAGGCCGUCAUUCCUACCUGCCCCAAGAACAAGCUCUCCACGGAGCCGCAGUCGGCCGGUCCGCUGCUGAUGGAAGAGUUUAUCGGCCUGCAAAACUACGUCGUCGGGACGUUGGGCGACAUCGCCGCGCUGGACGCGUACAAGAAGGAGCAGCAGCAGGCAGGCACCCUAUCCAUGGCGGAUCUCGCCUCGCGCGGAGACAUCCUGUUCCAGGUAAUCAAAGCCGGCAUCCGUCACCUGGACAACCAGGGCUAUUCGCAAACGCCCGUGGAGCGCGCCGUCUCGUUGAUCCGCGACCCGUUGUCGAGCCUGAACCCGGCAUCCGCCGCGGCCAAGCCCAACUUUAUCAUCCAGAACCUCGUCUGGCUACACGCCGCCUUCCUCUACCUCGGCACGGUCGUCUCGGGGUACCAGCCGCUGGAUCCAGACGUGCGGCGGUCGGUGGACAAGGUGACGGAGCGGCUGCUGGGGGACCUGCCAGACGGCAAGACAAUGCAGUCCAUGGCGUUUCCUUUCUGCGUGGCCGGCUGCCUGGCGCCGCCCGAGUACCACGAAAAGUACAGGGGCCUAGUCAGCCGCCUAGGGCCGCUGCAGGUCUUUGGCACCAUCCAAGAGGCCAAGAGCAUCAUGGAGACGGCCUGGGCAAAUAGCGCGGCGGCGGCGGCGACGGCGGCAGCGGCGGACGAGAGCUGGGAUAUUGCCAAGUGCUUGAACAGUCUUGGCCACGGCGCGCUGCUUAUUUGA